AUGGAAAAUACAACAGAAUUAUUCAGAGUUACAAUUGGUGAUUGUAAUGAAAUUAAACAAGAUCUUAGUGUCCAGGAAGAGAAACUUAACACAAUUAAAGAAAGAAUCAGUACCAAUAAAUCAUUGUUAAGUAUAAAUGGAAAUUUAAUCAAAAAUCUCGAUUCUAAAACAUCAGUUAAAUGUUUCUAUCUAACAACAGCUAUUUUAACAAUAAUAAUCUUAUCAGUUUUAUUCAUAAAAUACAAUGAUUAA
Hepatospora eriocheir is the source of this 252-nucleotide messenger RNA. Lineage: Eukaryota; Fungi; Microsporidia; Hepatosporidae. The record is from the annotation of a GenBank genome assembly.